This is a messenger RNA of Synchytrium microbalum, 876 nucleotides long. RefSeq lists its product as uncharacterized. Gene Ontology annotation, molecular function: 2-oxoglutarate-dependent dioxygenase activity. Lineage: Eukaryota; Fungi; Chytridiomycota; Chytridiomycetes; Synchytriales; Synchytriaceae. The transcript has 3 exons. The record is from RefSeq and is a predicted model, not a curated record. Bases 1 to 876 code for a protein of 291 amino acids.
AUGCAAAAAUGGACAUCAAAAGAAUAUCUGCAAUCAAAGCUCCACAACGAUGUGACGGUGACCGUUACUCCAAAUGGGCUGGCUGAUGCUAUAUUGGAUGACAAGUUUGUCUUGCCCCACGAGCUGAAGAUGCCAAUUGGAGACGUCUUGGAUCGCAUAACCAAUUCUGAAAAACACGACGAUGAUGCCGUGUUUUACGUCCAGUCGCAAAACAACAAUAUGGGUAUUGAUGCUGACUUUAGUGUACUUUUCCAAGAUAUUCCUCAGGACAUCCCGUUUAUGACUGAGGCAUUGGGAAGGAGUCCAGAUGCCGUCAAUUUAUGGAUUGGAAACAGCAGAGCGGUCACGUCGUGCCACAAGGAUCAUUACGAGAACAUGUAUGUCGUCUUGGCUGGAUCAAAAACCUUCACAUUGAUUCCGCCAACAGAGGCGUGGUGUUUGAGCGGUACGCCCGUUAUCAGAAAAUCUGAAACCUAUACGUCACUAAGACUCUCGUCAAUAGAGAGCAUAUUUCCAGUAGCGAAAUACCAGCCAUCAAACCUGCAAUUCGAUGGAUUGACACAGUGGUCUAUCGUUGACGUCGAGCCAUCACAAAACACACCGUGGAUUCCUGUGAAUGUAAUAGAUCCCGGCUCCAAAUAUCCGUGGUUUUCAGAGUAUUGUCGACCUCAUACGGUGAUGCUCCAUGCUGGCGACAUGCUAUACCUACCAUCCUUGUGGUUUCAUCAUGUACAACAAACGUCAGAACCACUGGAUGGUUUUUCUGCCGCUAUUGCGAUAAAUUAUUGGUACGAUAUGUCCUUUGACGUCAAACACGCCUAUUUCUUGUUUGUAAAAGACCUUGAGAGUAAACUGCAUCAAGACACCAACAUGUAA